Molecule: messenger RNA, 2083 nt
Organism: Aphanomyces astaci
Lineage: Eukaryota; Oomycota; Saprolegniomycetes; Saprolegniales; Verrucalvaceae
Exons: 5
Coding region: 79-2010 (643 amino acids)
Source: RefSeq, a predicted model, not a curated record
UGCACUUACCGAAAGGUCGCGACGAGGGGGGUCGUACGAUAAUCGUGUGACAUUGACGCUGUCAUAUUGGUCGAUCCUAUGGAUGGAUCCAGCGCGAGCGUGGAUGUGGCGGCAGCUGUUGAUGAGGACGUGAUUCCUGAUGACAACGAGCCCGAAAGCGGCACCUCGGGAAGGACGCGUCACGUCGACGGCAUCAUCACCUUGGACCAACUCGAGUCUGCGUUCAACAAUCGAGGAGACUUCGUCCUGAUCUUCCUUUCGCCAGUCUUUUUUACCUUCUUCUUUGCUGCAUUUGCCUCAGCAGCUCUUACCCACGUACCCAUCAACGACAUGUUUCCAUCGCAUCGUGGCUUGGCGAUGGCCAUCUUGACGAUUGGCGGCGAGGACACGAAAGACGACACGACGAUCAAGUUUAAAAGCAUCCACACGCCGGACGAUGCCUACGUGUGGCUCGCGACUACGUUUCUGACCACGAUAUUUACCGCGACAGAUUCCAAAUCCCUGGCUGUCGUUCCGUCGACACUUCGCUCUCGUGUUGCCACGUACCAAAAGAUCGUUGGGGCCAUUGAACUUCGCGUAUUUUCGGCUCCUCCAGUGGCUUGCAGCAGCUACAACAAGCUCACACGCAUCUACAGCCCGUGCCACGACUUUUUGUCUGCCCCCAUUGAAGAGCCAUGGUACCUUCCCCCCAACAGCUCUCGCGACGACAUUCUCGACUGGCUGUCGACUGUCCAAGCCAACGGAAGCCUCAUCACUCCGUCCACGACGUCGCUUCAUAUUACCAUUCCCACAUACAACGGCGAAUUGGACUUGCUUUGUAUCAUGUCGCUGCGUAUCAACUUUCAAGCCGGCGGGUUUGUCGACACCAAGUACAAACUCACGUCGAUUCCACUUGAUCCAUACGGAGACGAGCACGCUGGCAUUGGCACCGAUGCGCUUGUACUUCUGUUCGUUUUGGUAACGUUGGUGACAGAGUUUCGCAAGUUCCGGCAAGUGCGCAAGCAGCGCCUGCGCCGAUUCUGGUCGCCAUGGAGUAUCGUGACGUGGCUGCUGCUCGUGGCCGUCGCAACGUUUUACGUGUGUUGGGGGGUGUUGUGCUGGUUGGUUUACGAUUCGACCCUCCAAACAAAGAUCAUUGCAUUGGACGACCCAACGCUAGACGUUGACGCGAACGCGUCACUUGUCGAAACAUAUGUGGCCGACAUCGUAUCCACGGUCACGACCAUGGGGUAUGCCAUGAUUGCACUUCGUUUGGAAGCCAUGGCAGCGUGUUGUUUGCUAAUGCUACGAAUCCUCGGGUCAUUGAGGUUCCACCCGCGAUUGAAUGUAGUCACUGCGACGUUGGUCAAGUCCCUGCAGGAACUGCUGCCGUUCUGCUUUGUGUUUGCCGUGUGUUUGUCAGCAUUCGUCGUGUCAGGGUGCCUUUUGUUUGGCGACAAUGUCAAGCAUUUUAGCACGGCCAGUAUGGCGUACGUGACAGUCGUCAACAUGCUCUUUGGCCAAUUCGACCUCGCCCAGAUCUUUGACGUCAACUAUUACUUUGCCGUCGUGUGGUACUGGAGUGCCAUGGUCGUGCUCUUCCUCGUGCUGUUCAACCUCCUCCUUGCGGUGGUACUGGAAGCGUUCUACCGGGAGCACAAGCAAGCCGAGGCCCAGUCGGCGCCGUACAUCAACGCCAUUGCAAACUUGCAGCGAGUGGAAGGCCCGUGGCUAUGGCCUUGGGCUCACAACGACAUGAUAGCAUUGGGUCGUGCUGUCAAACGUAAGCAUCUGCACGAGGCCACGGCGCCCGCUAUUGCCAAGCUGUUGAAUUUGCCACUCGGCCAGGCUCAGAAAGUACUGGCCAAGGCAAUCGCCUUUACAAAGAUUAUGGACAUUCUACGACAACCCAACAACACGCAUGGGGACGCGACAGGCGACGAGACGGACGUCGACCGCGUGAAUCACCAGCUCGGGGAGAUGGAAGUCCGCAUUGCCACCAUGGUGGCUCGACUAGACACUCAAGUUUAACUUGUCGAAGGCCGCGAAUAGAUUAUGAUGGCUUAAGCGGGCUAAUAAUAGAAGUCAAACUUUCGCAGCCCUA